This is a messenger RNA of Oncorhynchus keta (chum salmon), 3483 nucleotides long. RefSeq names its product NACHT, LRR and PYD domains-containing protein 12-like. The record is from RefSeq and is a predicted model, not a curated record. NCBI's taxonomy places the organism in Eukaryota, Metazoa, Chordata, Actinopteri, Salmoniformes, Salmonidae. Gene Ontology annotation, molecular function: protein binding.
ACUCACUUUUGACGACCUGAUGAUCAUUCCAGACUUUCUAUUGAGAGAUAAAAGGCUGGUUGAAUGAGUUGUCUAUGAAAGCUACUUCAUCUGUAAGAAAACAGGCGUCUGCACCAGUGACUGGGUCAGUGCUCUAAAAUGAGUCUCUCUGGGGAGAGAAAGGAGGGUGGCCCUGCCUCUAAAAUGAGUCUCUCUGGGGAGAGAGAGGAGGGUGGCCCUGCCUCUAAAAUGAGUCUCUCUGGGGAACAUGACACCAAAGCUAAGAGCCCAAUCAAGCAGGAGAGACCAGCCUCCCCUGUUCCCAGCUGUGUGUCCAUGAAGAGUGACCAGUCUAUGCGUGAACCUAUAAACUUUAGAGAGGGAGACUUUUCUACUGAACAAAGCCCAAUCAAGCAGGAGAGACCAGCCUCCCCUGUUCCCAGCUGUGUGUCCAUGAAGAGUGACCGGUCUAUGGAACCUCCUAUAGUGUUUAGAGAGGGAGACUUUUCUACUGAACAAAGAAACCAACAGGAGAGAUCAGAGUCAGAGAUUCUCAGUGGUCAGUCUUCCCAGAGUCAUCAAACAGACCUGGCCUCCAUAUUCAGUAUGCUUGAAGAGAAAAUUAUGACAUUUGUGAAGAACGAGCUGAAGAUAUUCAAGAGGAUUCUUAGUCCAGAACUCCCAGAAGGCUUUGAGAGUCAGAAGCAGGAAGUGGUGGAUGCUGAAUAUGAGAAGCAGGAGAGCAGUGCCAGAGAGGGGGCUCUGAAGAUCACACUGCACAUCCUGAGGAAAAUGAACCAGAAGGAGCUUGCUGACACACUGGAGAAAUAUGAGCUUGCUGUGAUUUGCCAACGUGAACUUAAAUCUAAUCUAAAGAAGAAGUUUCAAUGUGUAUUUGAGGGGAUCGCUAAACAAGGAAACCCAACACUUCUCAAUAAGAUCUACACAGAGCUCUACAUCACAGAGGGUGGAACAGGAGAGGUCAAUAAUGAACAUGAGCUGAGACAGAUUGAGACAACAACCAGGAAACAAGCAAGACCAGAGACUCCAAUCAAAUGUAACGACAUCUUCAAACCCUUAACUGGACAAGAUAAACCUAUCAGAACUGUGCUGACAAAGGGAGUCGCUGGCAUUGGAAAAACAGUCUCUGUGCAGAAGUUCAUUCUGGACUGGGCUGAAGGAAAAGCAAAUCAGGAUGUCCAAUUUGUGUUUUCAUUCCCUUUCCGGGAGCUGAAUUUGAUGAAAGGGGACAAACACACUUUCAUUAAACUUCUCAAUCACUUCUCAAUGGAAACCAAAGAAUCAAGAAUCUCCAACUACGACAAGUACAAAGUUGUGUUCAUCUUUGAUGGUCUGGAUGAGUGCCGACUGCCCCUAGACUUCCAGAAGAACAAGAUCUGUUGUGACGUCACAGAGUCAACCUCAGUGGAUGUUCUGCUGACAAAUCUCAUCAAGGGAAAUCUGCUUCCCUCUGCUCUCCUCUGGAUAACUACCCGACCUGCAGCAGCCAAUAAGAUUCCUUCAGGGUGUGUUGACCAGGUGACAGAGGUACGAGGGUUCAAUGACCCACAGAAGGAGGAGUACUUCAGGAAGAGAUUCAGUGAUGAGGACCUGGCCAGCAGAAUCAUCUCACACAUAAAGACAUCAAGGAGCCUCCACAUCAUGUGCCACAUUCCAGUCUUCUGUUGGAUUUCUGCUAUAGUCCUUGAACACAUGCUGGAACAUAAGAGAGAAGAGAUGCCCAAGACUCUGACUGAGAUGUACACACACCUUGUGGUGUUUCAUACCAAACAGAAGAAUGAAAAGUAUCUUGGGAAAGAAGAGACAGGUCCACACAGGAAUAAAGAGAGCAUUCUGUCACUGGGAAAACUGGCUUUUCAGCAGCUUGUGAAGGGCAAUCUGAUUUUCUAUGAAGAAGACCUGAAAGAGGCUGGAAUUGAUGUUAAUGAAGCCUCAGUGUACUCAGGAUUGUGCACACAGCUCUUUAAAGAGGAAUGUGGGCUGUGCCAGGACAAGGUGUACUGCUUUGUUCAUCUGAGCAUUCAGGAGUUUCUGGCUGCUGUAUAUGUGUUCCUCUCAUUCAUCAACAACAAUGAGAAUCUAAUGGCCGAACCGCAAACAAAGUCCAGCAUCUUUGCUUCGCUGUUCAGAGACAAGCCUGAAGUUACUGUCUUCAAGAGUGCUGUGGAUAAAGCCUUACAAAGUGAGACGGGAAACCUGGACCUUUUCCUCCGCUUCCUUCUGGGCCUCUCACUGGAGUCCAAUCAGAAGCACUUACGAGGUCUACUGACAAAGACAAGAAGCAGCUCACAGAGCCAUGAAGAAACAGUCAAGUACAUCAAGGAGAAGAUCAGGGAGACCUCUCCAGAGAGGAGCAUCAAUCUGUUCCACUGUCUGAAUGAACUGAAUGACCAUUCUCUAGUGGAGGAGAUCCAAAGAUACCUGAGAUCAGGAAGUCUCUCAAAACCCAAACUGUCACCUGCACAGUGGUCAGCUCUGGUCUUUGUGUUGCUGACUUCAGAAAAGGAGCUGGAUGUGUUUGACCUGAAGAAAUACUCCAGAUCAGAGGAAGGUCUUCUGAGGCUGCUGCCAGUGGUCAAAGCCUCCAGAGAUGUUCUGUUGUCAGGCUGUGGAGUCACAGAGAAAGGCUGUGCUUCUCUGGUCUCAGCUCUGGAGUCAAACCCCUCACACCUGAGAGAGCUGGACCUGAGUAACAAUGACCUGAAGGAUUCAGGAGUGAAGCUGCUCUCUGCUGGACUGGGGAAUCCCCACUGUAAACUGGAGACUCUGAGGUUGUCAGGCUGUCUAGUCACAGAGGAAGGCUGUGCUUCUCUGGUCUCAGCUCUGAAGUCAAACCCCUCACACCUGAGAGAGCUGGACCUGAGUAACAAUGACCUGAAGGAUUCAGGAGUGGAGCUGCUCUCUGCUGGACUGGGGAAUUCCCACUGUAAACUGGAGACUCUGAGGCUGUCAGGCUGUGGAGUCACAGAGGAAGGCUGUGCUUCUCUGGUCUCAGCUCUGAGGUCAAACCCCUCACACCUGAGAGAGCUGGAUCUGAGUAACAAUGACCUGAAGGAUUCAGGAGUGAAGCUGCUCUCUGCUGGACUGGGGAAUUCCCACUGUAAACUGGAGACUCUGAGGCUGUCAGGCUGUGGAGUCACAGAGGAAGGCUGUGCUUCUCUGGUCUCAGCUCUGGAGUCAAACGACUCACACCUGAGAGAGCUGGAUCUGAGUAACAAUGACCUGAAGGAUUCAGGAGUGAAGCUGCUCUCUGCUGGACUGGGGAAUUCCCACUGUAAACUGGAGACUCUGAGGCUGUCAGGCUGUCUAGUCACAGAGGAAGGCUGUGCUUCUCUGGUCUCAGCUCUGGAGUCAAACCCCUCACACCUGAGAGAGCUGGACCUGAGUAACAAUGACCUGAAGGAUUCAGGAGUGAAGCUGCUCUCUGCUGGACUGGGGAAUUCCCACUGUAAACUGGAGACUCUGAGGUCAGUAUUCCUGUAG